UCCUAUUCUGAUAAAAAAGAGCCUUUAUGUAAAGUCAGUAAGUGCAUCUUUUACAGCAGCAAGUCCAAAAAAACGAUCAAGCAGUUGAGUAUUCAUCAAGCCUAGUCAUUUUUUUGGUUACAAAUAUUUCUUGCGUAAGUUGCGUUACACAAUUCCAGGAUUGGCGUUUGUUGUGUUUGAGUCGCCCAUGCAUGAGGCAGCAUUUCCCUGCUGUAUUUGAUUCAGUAACAUUCCAUUGAGUCAUUGGUGAGUGCGGAAGGAUGGACCGAAUUUACUGCCUCGUUGCGUCCAUAACAGUAGUGUGAGCGCUUAAGGUGGAUUUAUUUUAAUAUUUUGAUGGAAUGUAUGACUCACUAUAAAUGUAUAGGCUGCAACAAAAAACGUGCUGAAAAAGUAUAUAUGACUUUUACACGAGGGUUUUGUAUCUUUUUACUUGAGUUAGACGUUUAACGCACCAACACACGCGCGCGCGCGCACACACACGCUCCUCCCCCUCCUCGUCGCUGCUAAUCCUAGGCUCGAGCUUCAUCAUGGCGGAAAUUAAAACAGGAAUUUUCGCUAAGAACGUCCAGAAACGUCUGAAUCGCGCGCAGGAGAAGGUCCUGCAGAAGCUGGGGAAGGCUGAUGAGACUAAAGAUGAACAGUUUGAACAAGUUGUUAUUAACUUCAGGAGACAAGAGUCUGAAGGUGCCCGUCUGCAGAGGGAAAUGAAGUCCUACAUGUCGGCUAUUAAAGGGAUGCAGCAGGCCUCCAUCAACCUGACUCAGUCUCUGCAUGAAGUCUAUGAGCUGGAUUGGCACGGCAAGGAGGACGUCCUGACCAUUGGAAAGGACUGCGACGCUUUAUGGGAAGACUUUCACAACAAGCUUGUGGACUCCACGCUCCUCAACCUGGACGGCUACCUGCAGCAGUUUCCGGAUCUGAAGAACCGCGUGGCUAAAAGAAGCCGGAAACUUAUCGACUAUGACAGCGCUCGCCACCACGUGGAGACCCUGCAGGCGUCCGGGAUGAAGAGCGACCGCAAGAUGAUGAAGGCCGAGGACGAGCUGAGGAAGGCCCAGCGAGUCUUUGACGAACUGAACGUUGGACUCCAGGACGAACUGCCUUCUCUGUGGGACAGUCGAGUGGGAUUUUACAUCAGCACCUUCAAGAGUGUCACCAGCCUGGAGGCCAGGUUCCACCGGGAGAUCUCCACUGUGUGCAGGCAGCUGUAUGAAGUGAUGACCCACUUAGGGGAGCAGCACUCGGACAAGAUGUUCACAAUUCAGGGAGCUCCAAGUGACUCGGGACCCCUGCGCCUAGCGAGAACACCAUCACCACCAGAGGACGAGAGCCCCCCCGAGAGCCCAGUAGCCUCUUCUAACCACAUGCUCCGACCAGUGUCCCCUGGACCUCCUAGACCCAAGUCUCCAUCACAGCACAAGCAGGGGCCACCGGUGCCGCCCCCACCCAAGGUGACCCCGAGCAAGGAGGUGGCAGAGGAGCAGAUCAUCGACCUGUUCGGAGGAGAGUUUCUACCUGCACCGUCGCCAUCACAGCCCAACGAGAGGCCUGGAGAGUCAUUACUGGAUCUGGACUUCGAUGCCUUUCAGCCAGAUGACAGCGUCUCACCGAUUCCUCAGACCGCGGUUCCCUGGGACAUGUGGUCGGCUCAACCUGCACAGAAUCAGGAAGCAGAAACAGGUUUCGUGGCCGACUGGUCGGCUGACUUCGGGUCGAUGGCAGCAAAGGAAGAGUCGGCACCAAGCGCGGAGGAAGCUGCUGCUCAGGAGUCCUCAGAAGUUCCAGAAGAGCCUGCGGAGGGGGCCGCGGUCCAACCAGCGGCUGAUCCUCCGCUGACAAGUGGGGGUUCACCCACACAAGCUGAAGAUGCUGAAGUGGCAGAGGACAAGGUCAGCAGCGUGGACUCCCCGACGCCCCUCACAUGUAACCCUGACCCUCCAAAGAGAUCGUCCUCCGUCGGGGAGGAGGGUGGACAUGAACCCUGCCGGGGCCUGAGACCUCAGACCAAUGAGAAUGCUCGACACAUGGACACUCGCUCCAAGUCCCCUGAUGGGUCUGGUUCUGAGUAUGAGACUGCUGAGGAGUGGGUGGACGGCGGUCAGACGUCUGACAGGAGCGCUGCUGCUGCUGACCGAGGCUCUCGGGUGGAGAGUCACGGCUGCGGUUCUGGACCAGCAGUGGUGGAAGAGGCUUCCUCAGAGCUCAGUGCUGUCGGUUCUGAUGCUGAGAUACAUCAUUGUGAUGGAUCACACACUGAGCUUGAUAAUGCAGGAGACCAGGGUGAUGUAGGUGCGCUUGUUUCGGACCCCUUUGCUGAGACUCAGGGUGAUGUGGGUGCGCUUGGUUCGGACCCCUUUGCUGAGACUCAGGGUGAUGUGGGUGCACAUGGUUCGGACCCCUUUGCUGAGACUCAGGGUGAUGUAGGUGCGCUUGAUUCAGACCCCUUUGCUGAGACUCAGGGUGAUGUAGGUGCGUUUGAUUCGGACCCUUUUGCUGAGACUCAGGGUGAUGUCGGUGCGUUUGAUUCUGACCCCUUUGCUGAGACUCAGGGUGAUGUAGGUGCGUUUGAUUCUGACCCCUUUGCUGAGACUCAGGGUGAUGUAGGUGCGCUUGAUUCAGACCCGUUUGCUGAGACUCAGGGUGAUGUUGGUGCGCUUGGUUCUGAUCAGUUUGCUGAGACUCAUGGUGAUGUAGGCGCGUUUGAUUCGGACCCCUUUGCUGAGACUCAGGGUGAUGUAGGUACGUUUGAUUCUGACCCCUUUGCUGAGACUCAGGGUGAUGUAGGUGCGUUUGAUUCUGACCCGUUUGCUGAGACUCAGGGUGAUGUAGGUGCGUUUGAUUCUGACCCCUUUGCUGAGACUCAGGGUGAUGUAGGUGCGUUUGAUUCUGAUCUGUUCGCCCUUACUUCUGGAGGUUCAGGUGCCUUCAAUUCUGACCCAUUUGCUGAGAGUCAAGGGACCACAGGUGCGUUUGAUUCGGACCCAUUCGCUCAAAGUCCAGGUGGCAGAGCUGAGUGUGGCGCUGACCCACUCGCCGACUGUGCAGCGGAUGCCGGCAGCCACUCUCCAGGAGCCUGGUCUGCAACCUGGCAGGAAUCUAGUGGCGUGAGCGGAGACGUCUCAGAUGGAAGCAUGAAUGACCUUAAUGUCUCCAGAAUCCAGGAUUUGGAAAACAUAUCAGACGAGGAAUCGAACCAGAGAUUUGGGAAGUUGUACACAGAGGAGUCGCCUGCAGCCUCCACGUUUGUUCCAGACUUUGGUAAAAUGAAUGAAGAAGAACCUGCCGGCGAUUCAGAGGCUCCGGGCGCUGCAGAUGAAGCUCCAGAGUCCGUUGAGAUCAAAGAGGCCUCGACCGAUGAAGCCCCAGACCGAACAGCGACUGAGAGUCCGCAGGAGAAGAAGACGGCUGCAGUUGAGUCUCCGGUCUCCAACGCAGCUGAGGAGAAGAUGACCAUCCCGUCCGUGGUCAUCGAGCCUGCCUCCAGCAACGAAGGCGACGAUGACCGGGAUGCUGACAUCAUCUCCCCGACGACCCUGAGCGACAGCGCAGAGUCCAGCGACUCGAAAAUCAAACACAUGCCGGCGUCCGGGGGAGGGACUUCGCUGCCGGAGCACUUCCUGUACAAGGUGGAGACCAUGCACGACUUUGAAGCUGCCAACUCAGAUGAGCUGGAGCUGAAGAGAGGAGACAUCGUGCUGGUGAUCCCAACGGCCUCAGCCGAGGAUCAGGAUGCAGGUUGGCUCACUGGAAUCAAAGCCGACGACUGGAACAACUUUGGAACUUCUGCCCCAAAAGGACUUUUCCCGGAGAACUUCACGCACCGUCUGGAAUGAAGGUGUUCUCUGAGCAGCAUGUAGCAACGCCGAGGCGACUACAGCUGGGCCCGCCGCGGCAGGAAGCUCUGAGCAUGAUCUUCAACUCCACCCAGAAGUUAGGUUAUCCAAAUCCAAGCUAUAGUUCCAACCAGCGUGUGAGUAGUGAUCUGUUGCAGUCAUCUCUAUGAGUGAAGAGUUAUCAACGUGUGGAAGUCUGUGUUGUUCGUGUCUGUGAUUCUGAUUCGAGUGUUGUCCUCCAUCACUGUUGGUUAUCCACUACUGUAUAUUGUCAUUUUGAGCAUGAAAAGUUUGAAGUGUAUCAGAUGAAAUCUCCAAAUAAAUUUAAGUGAUCUAUGCUGAGAAGCGUCAGCGGGUCCUUCCUCCACGAUAGACGCCAGUCGAUGUUCAUCCAUCUAGCGGCGAGUGUAUUCGGAAACGAUGGCGCCUUGAAAACUCCUCAGGUGUUUAAAGCACAGUGACGUUUAAGACCGCAGGAAAUACGACUUCUUUUUUUAUAAUUCACAUUUCUCCUCCAACUAAGUUUAUGUUACAAAUUUGAUAAUUAUUCCAGCCAAAUUUUACAUGCACAAAAAUCCCCAAAUAUUUAAGUUUUAAACAGACUAUCAUGAAGUGGUAUCAUCAUUUAAAUAACCUAAUAAAAACAAUGAAAACCCUCAAUUCUGAUGUAUUUUUUUUAGAUCCGUGAGCCUCUUAUCAUUAUUAUUGCAUUGUUUUAUGUGUCUUUUCCUGUCUUUCUUUCUGUCAUUUGUUUUCCUUACUUUACCUUUAUUUUGUGUAUUGUCCUUUUUUUAAAUUUUAUAUCUUAUUCUUGUUUAACAUUGGACAAAAACAUUUUACAUUUUAAUGUAUAAUGUAUUCAUCUAUACCAUAUUGUUAUGCAAUUGUUUUAUUUAAAAAAAAUGAAAAAAGGGUGCAGAGGGCGGGAAGAAUUUAUCUUGUCAUAUAUACGUAGAACAUACCUAUUUUUUAGCAAUCCCUGUCUCCUAGAUAUAUCUCUGUCAUAAUUUCUACACGUGUGGAUUUUUGUGUAGUA
Molecule: messenger RNA, 4872 nt
Organism: Synchiropus splendidus (mandarinfish)
Lineage: Eukaryota; Metazoa; Chordata; Actinopteri; Syngnathiformes; Callionymidae
Gene: amph
Product: amphiphysin
Exons: 20
Coding region: 531-3836 (1101 amino acids)
Biological process (GO): synaptic vesicle endocytosis
Cellular component (GO): plasma membrane; synaptic vesicle; cytoplasm
Molecular function (GO): phospholipid binding; protein binding
Source: RefSeq, a predicted model, not a curated record